This is a messenger RNA of Penicillium argentinense, 1731 nucleotides long. RefSeq lists its product as uncharacterized. The coding region runs from base 1 to 1731 and encodes 576 amino acids. The record is from RefSeq and is a predicted model, not a curated record. NCBI's taxonomy places the organism in Eukaryota, Fungi, Ascomycota, Eurotiomycetes, Eurotiales, Aspergillaceae. The transcript has a single exon.
AUGCCCAAAAAGCAGAAGCGAACAUUCAUCUUCAAGCCUUCCAGCACCCCGCACCAUUCUCUCGGGCCUUCCAGCGUCCGUCAGGAUGUUCAGACCCGCCGAGACACAGCUUUCGCGACCGAUUCGUCUGUCAAUGGCUUGAUCAGCCACCUGCGGCGCACCCAGGUCACUGGCGAGACGCCUCCCAAUUCGCGGUCUUUCGUGUCUCCUCGAUCUGUCCAUCCUUCGAUUCGCAAUGUCCUACAGAUUCCAGAGUCUCCGUCUCCUCAGCAACGCCGUACUGUCUUCGGCAGUCGUCCAGUCCGUCCAGUCCCCGGUCCCCCGCCGCCUCAAAGUUGGCUAUCUGGGGAAUCUGACGGCGCGCCCGCGCCGGCCCAAUACGAUACGUGGGAUGAUGGGCAGUGCUAUGGUAAGGUGAUAGAUCGCCUUGACAUGUUGCCUGGGGCUACCUUUCCUAGCGACCGCUCACUUAUGCAUACAAUCUUGGUGUCUAUGGCCAGCCGAUGGACCUGGCACCUAGAAUACGACGGUAUCUUCUUGGCUCAGCUCCCCACUCAUAUCAAGCAGCUCCUUCUGAGUUAUGUGGCAAUCUACUCACAUAAUUCGGAGCAGGGUGCUCGUAUGAAGGGACUAAAGCCACUUUUUCUGACCAAUGCCGAGACUCCUGGUGUUGAACAUGGGUCGACUGGAGCCCUUGACGACAACACCGCGGUAGAUGGGUCGGUCACUAGGCUGGACCUCAACCAUGCACUAGGCCGCUGGAUUACCUUGAAAGAACUUUCUCACGAGUUGUUUCUUAGCCCGAAACAAGCCGCCUCCGCAUCCAAGACUGAAUCCGAAGCUGUUCCGGCGUCCUGGGAUCAGGAGGAGGACUCCGAGCAUGAAGAUGACUCGGCUACACUAGCUCAUUCAUCCUCCGCCAGUACAAUCCCCAAAUCGAUUCGUCAUGGAUUGCGAUUCACAAACCUACGCUAUCUUUCUCUCGCCCGUCCAGAUCCACAAGCUGCAAACUGGAACACCUUGCUGCACCUCAUGUCACGCCUUCCAACCAUAACGCAUCUAUCACUAGCUCACUGGCCUCUCCCGACCCGCACUCCAAAUGCCACCAAGGCCACCAUAGUUAUGCCCGGCAAUCUCGAAUUAAGAUAUUCUUACCUUGGCGACACUACGCACGCCACGACAGAGAACUGCUGGGCCGAAGCUGCUGGUGUCCUUCGCCAACUAUCUCACUCUACAUACUGCCUGAAAUGGCUUGAUCUCGAAGGAUGCAAUGACUGGAUUCCCGCUCUUACCUGGACGGGCAACAAUCCAGACGGUGAUCCUUACCCGCCCGGCUCAAACGGACCAGCCUGGACAGGAGCAUGGAGGGAUGUUGAAUGGAUCAACCUAGGUCCGGGCUUCGAGUCUCCCAAGCAUGAAGAGUGGGUGAGCAGGGUAUCUAAGUCGGAGAGUCAACUCCGAGCGAGAUGGGAACACUCGCAGGAUGGGCCCCUUUUUGGGCUAGUUUCCUCAAUGCAUGCCUCUGAGCAGUCACCUCCUUCCGCGAAAGAGCUCUGGGAUCUGGAGCGUGUGCGGAUCACAAUGAGAUUCGACAAGAAAUGCAAGAUUUGGAGAAAUGCUGUUCUCGAGGGCCAGAGAGUGCUCCGGGAAAUCCAGGACCUGAGAGUGAAAGCCAAGGGCAAAUGGAUUGAAGGCUACAUCACCACAGAGGAUGUCAGCCGUGUCUUCUAA